AUGGGUGUCCCGGACGGCAUGACGCGUAUAUAUGAUGCGGCGGACGAGCCUAGGGCUGCUUUCGCGGACUGGAUCGAGGCUGCGGGUGUUUUCGGUGCUGUUCUGCCCGGUGCAGAGCUAAGGAUCAGACUGCUGAUCAAGGGACGUGUAGUCGGUGCAAGGGUUGAUGAUUUCGGGCAGUUCGGGAGGGUGUAG
Molecule: messenger RNA, 195 nt
Organism: Penicillium concentricum
Lineage: Eukaryota; Fungi; Ascomycota; Eurotiomycetes; Eurotiales; Aspergillaceae
Exons: 1
Coding region: 1-195 (64 amino acids)
Source: RefSeq, a predicted model, not a curated record